AGCUGAGCCCGGGUAUCUCAUUUGGGUGUAACUAAGGAAAGGCGGUCCUCGUUCUUACUGAAUUAAAAUACAGUGCUCAGGAAAGAGACGACUACAUUUCUAUUUGGUCCAUCCUGGCGACUAAGGAAACAGAAUUGCAAGCUUCCUGACACUUUGGCACGGCGACGUAGCCUGGUGUGUGGGAAAAUGGCCCAGCAUUAAAUACGCCUAGUGUCAAAAACCAAAAGCCUGCCAUGGCUUCCGGAGGAGAAAGAGGAAUGGAAGGCUCUUCAGACGUGUUCAGUCUGGGGAAGGACACAGAGCAAGUAAUGUUGGCUAAUGUUUCAAGUGAACAAAGCUUUUACGAUAUCCAAAAUCCAGAGCUACAAAAAUGCAUGGAAGAGAUAACAGAUUUAAUUAUGGAAGCAAUACCUAAAGCAGAAUAUGUCAGUUUGCUAAAUGAUUAUGUGGAAUCGGAGUUUUUUAUGAUUGAUGGUGAUUCACUGUUCAUCACUUGUGCAAGAGAACUAACAUUACACCAAGGACAGAAUCUGCACUUCUUUUACCUGGUGGAACGCUUUCUCCAGGAUUUAACAAGCAAAGGAGCAAAAUAUGUCCUUGUUUUCUUUAAGGAUGCAGAACAUAUAUAUUACAGAAAUCCUGAUCUUCUUUCUUUGCGAACUGCAUUGAUUAUUCAUCUGAGAAAUUACACUCAAACUCCUGUACAUGCUGAGUUUUCUAACUGCUUAGUCAGCAGCUGGCAGAAUUUUCUGGAAGAGAACAAUCCAUAUUUCUUAAUAAUUGCUGAUGAAGGUCUGGAUCAAUUGCAGACCAAUUUUCUCCAUAUAUGUAUUAUUCACACUUUAUCAAAGAAAAUCAACAUUGUACUUACUUCAGGACAACAAUCAGAUGCAAUCAGAAUUUAUGGAUAUCAUAUCCAUAAUGUAUACGAUCAGUGGCAUUUUUUUCAACAGCAUAAAACAAAAAUUAAGAAUUUGUACCAAACAUUGCUCACAUAUAUGGAGAGAUCUAGUUCAGAAGCAUCCCUUUCUCUUUCUGGAUAUCCAAGUCUGGAAACUUUGGCAACAAAGAUUCAUGCAAAAAUUACCUCACUUGAGGAGAUAGAAGAGCUCCGAUAUAUUGUCUGUAUUGUCACCUGUUCGCUGAUUUUGGAAAAGUACAAUCAAGAUAAUCAAACUUCUGUGAAACAGACAAAACCUGCAUUAACGCUGCAAGAAGCUGAAGACCUACUUAGGAUGUAUUGCCUCAGUGUGGUUUUUCUUCAUCACGUGCCCCUUUCACAGCGAGCUCAGAUUAGAUUAAUCAAAAAUAAAUGGAAUGAAGAAACAUUCAUGUUUAUUCAACAGCAUAAACUUUGUGAAUCUGUUGUUUUGAAAAAUCUUACUACUCAAACAUCAUGGAAGAUUGAUUUUUCUGUCCUUCCUGAUUUAAGCGAUAAUCUCUUGUGGAAAAACAUUGCAUUUUAUUAUGAAGCAGAAAAACAUUCAGGGUUUGAUUUGGAUAUAGGAACAAAAAUAGAAAGAGAUUAUGAACUUUUGUGGAAACAUAUUAUAACACUGUUGGGAACAUUCAGAAUUGGAAAUUCUUUUCCUCUGCGUAUAACUACUAAACAUUUUCUUGAAGACAAGUGUUUAACUAGCAAAGGCAAGGAACUGAAGAAGACAUUUCCUAAUCCAGGAUUAAUACCAAUUACGAAUACCUUAGUGAAUGCAUUUACUGGAGAUAUUUUAACUGAUCUGCCAUUUUUAAAAAGUGAUGAUCCGGUGGUUGUCUCAUUAAAAAAACAGAAAGAUUUUGAUGAGCUUCUGCACUGGCAUUCAAGGAGACCUCUCAGUGAUGAUUAUGACAGGACCAAGGGAGACUUUGAUGCCAACGACCCAUGGGCUCUACGAAAACGACAACAAUUGCAAACAUUUCAGCGUUUUUAUGGGCAAUCACUGGAAGGUAUCAAAUCAAAAACAAUUGUUACUCGGGCAGAUAACCCAAAGAAGGUUUAUACUGAUGCCAAAAAGAGCAAGAAAAUGCAUAAGACAAAAGCAGAAAUGAUUGUUGAGGAAAAUCAGAAAAGGAGACAAGCUGAAGAAAACAAAAAAGAAGAGCGUCGUUGGGCUGUACUUUCAGUGACAAUUGAAGAAAAAAUUAAAGAGAAUAUGACCUCUGGCAUGAAGUGCCUGCAGGAAUUUCUGAAAAAUUGUCAAAGUGCACUGGUGAAAUGUACUGCUGAAAUGGCAGCACUGAAUAUUUGCUUUGGCACGUGGAUGGAAUGCUGUGAUAAAGGUAAAAUCUCCGCAAAUUUAGAUGAAGCAGUUGGAGUUAUGAGAAUUAUUCACUCAGUGCUUAUAAAUUAUGAUGAUUUAUUGAAGGAGACUGAUUUCCAACAGAUUGGCAAAUACCUCAGGGCCCUUGGAUUUGACAACUUGGCUGUUACCUUAAAAUAUGUCAAGGAUUUGGAAGAUGAGGGAAAGAAACCAAAAAGGAAGGUUUCAAAAUAUGCUGUUGGCGUUGGGUCCUCUCGCUUUCAGUUACAGUAUAUGGGUCCCUAUCUCAUACGGGAAGAGAGAAAAGAUCCUGAUCCCAGAGUGCAACAUUUUAUUCCAGAUACAUGGCAGAGGGAACUUCUUGACAUUGUGGAUAAUAAUGAGUCUGCAGUAAUUGUUGCUCCGACAUCAUCAGGAAAAACAUAUGCUUCUUACUACUGCAUGGAGAAAAUCCUGAGAGAGAGUGAUGAUGGUGUGGUUGUGUAUGUUGCCCCUACAAAGGCUCUUGUAAAUCAAGUAUGGGCUACCAUUGAUAAUCGAUUUAACAAAGCACUGCCCUCUGGCCUGACAGUCUGUGGUGUUUUCACACGAGAUUAUCGCCAUGAUGCUUUAAAUAGUCAGAUACUGGUAACAGUUCCUCAAUGUUUAGAAAUCUUACUUCUUUCGCCUCAUCGCCAAAAGUGGGCCCAAAAGAUAAGAUAUGUUAUAUUUGAUGAGGUCCACUGUCUUGGAGGUGAAAUUGGUGCAGAAGUUUGGGAGCAUCUCCUAGUUAUGAUUCGAUGUCCAUUUUUGGCUCUUUCUGCAACUAUUAGCAACCCAAAACAUCUCACUGAAUGGCUACAGUCAGUAAAGAGAUACUGGCAACACACUGAAGCUCAACUAGCACAGAAUUCCACAGCUGUUAAAAAAGGGGCAAAAGGAAAGAAAAGCACUGGAAAGCAAAAGGAAUCAUACAAAGUUAAAUUAGUGGAGUAUAAAGAGAGAUACAAUGAUUUAGAAAAAUAUGUAUGUUCCCUGAAGAAUGAUGACUUUGCUAUUGAUCACUAUCAUCCCUGUGCUGCAGUGACUGUGGACCAUAUUGAGAAAUAUGGUUUCCCCUUGGACCUUUCUCUGUCUCCUCGAGAAGCUGUUCUGUUGUAUGACACCAUGGUAAAAGUUAGAGAAAACUGGCCAGGAAAACGUGGACUAGAUCCUGAGGAGUUUUUUAAGGACAAGAUUAUAAUCACUAAAACAGAGGCAAGACAGUAUGAGAAACAGUUGAAAGAAGAACUAGAGAUGUGGAUUAAACAUGGCCUCCAAAAUGAGGCAAAAGAAGUGCUACAGCUGCUCAAACCUCAACCUUCUUGCUCUGCUGAAAAAGAGAUGAGAACCAAUUUUCCUCGUUUUGUGGAAAAACUACACCAGAUGGAUAAAUUGCCUGCACUGUUUUUCCUGUUCAAGAUUAAAGCAGUGGAAGAUAGGGCUAAAGAAGUUUGCAAAGCCUUAGAGGAGAAGCAAGAGAACAAACAGAUCCCAGGUUCUGAAAAAGAGCAAUUGUUAACAAAAAAACGUAAAAAGAUUGAAAAGUCUUUGGCAAAUCAGAAAGCUGAUAAAAAAGUCAGCCGUGAAGAUGACAAAACAAUAACUAAGAUAGCUGAACUUGAAAGCUUAAUGGAUCGCCUUGAGAAGAUUGCUGAAAUCCCUUCUGACUGUACAUACGCAAAUGAUCAAGCUGUUGAUAAGGGGGUCUUGUGGAAGAUAAUUGGCCGAACAAGAUUCAUGAAAAAACACAAAGAGCUGCAAAAACUGGCACUUAGAGGCAUUGGGUACCAUCAUGCCUCUUUAGAUCGUAAAGGGAGGCAAAUGGUAGAGAUGCUGUUCAGGAUGGGAUUUAUGCAGUUGGUGACAGCUACGGGAACCCUGGCUUUGGGAAUCAACAUGCCUUGCAAAUCUGUCAUUUUUCUACAGAAUUCUGUGUAUUUGGAUGCUCUGAACUAUAGACAGAUGUCUGGACGUGCUGGCCGGCGUGGUCAAGAUUUGCUGGGAAAUGUCUUUUUCUAUGACAUCCCUUUGCCCAAAAUACAGAAGCUCAUGAAAUCAAAUGUACCUGAACUUCGAGGACAGUUUCCUCUGACUAUUUCUCUGAUCUUGAGAGUCAUGCUCUUGGCUUCAAAAGCAGAUGACAAAGAGGAUGCACAAGCAAAGGCUUUGUCAUUACUGAAGCAUUCACUUCUGUCCUUCAAGCAACCUAGAGCCCUGGCAAUGUUAAAGCUCUAUUUUUUAUUUUCUUUACAGUUUCUUGUGAAGGAGGGCUAUGUUGAUCGUGAUGGUAAUACUACCGGGUUUUCUGGACUUGUCACCCACUUGCAUUAUCAUGAGCCUUCCAAUAUUGUCCUAGUUGAAUUUCUUGUGAAGGGCUUGUUUCACAAGCUGUGUCAGCGGAGCAAGGAAGGGUCAAGGCUUUUUUCUGAAACUGUGAUGGAAAAGUUAGUGCUAGUAUUGGCACAUCUCUUUGGAAGAAAACACAUACCAGCUGCUGUUGUGAAUUCUAAAAGGAAAUUUUACCAAUCAAAGGUGUUUCUUGAAGACCUUCCUGAAGAUUUUGCUGCUGCUUUGCAUGAAUACAACUGCAAAAUACAAGAAAACUUCGGGCAAUUUCUACAAAAAGUUUCUACAAUGGCUGAUAUGAAACAAGAAUAUCAGCUUCCCCUUUCAGAACUUGAUUUUUCAGGUACAGAACAGCUUGAAUCUCAGCUUGCAGGUCAUCUCAUGAGCUGCAGUGAAGGAAGGACAGCUGUUUCGCCCUUUGUGUGCCUUUCAGGAAAUACAGAACUUGAUUUACUGAAUGCAGACACUCUUGGCAGUGUCAUAUUGCGUACAAUAGGUAUUACUGCUGCAAACCUACCAGUCCUCUGUUCAAAAAUGCAUGAUAAUCAAGGAAGACUUAUGCCACUUAAUGCGUAUGUUCUUGAUUUCUACAAACAUGGAUCUUUGGCAGCUAUGGCACAGGAUAACAGCCUGCAUGAAGGAGAGGCUUAUUAUUUGCUGAGAGACUUCGCCCUUGUUCUUAAAGCCAUCAGUGUUUCUUUGGGUGAGCUUUGUGACAAUAAGGAUGAUACUGUUGUGCAAGCAUUCAAACAACUGAGUCAAGAAUACUGGGAGAAACUGGAAAAAACAUAAAGGACAAGGCAGCAAAAGCACUGAUCUGCUGAACAUAUCCAUAUUGAAAGCCUAAGGAACUAAAUUUCCACCAGUGAUUCAAAUUGAACUGUGUAUAAAAUCCAACCCUAAUGCCCUUCCAUUUGCACUGCAGAAUCUUUUGGAAACAAAACAGGGAAAUUCAACUUGCUUUUCUGCUGGUAAAGAAAAGAAUGAUCAUCUUUGACAAAAAAUAAAAGACAAUUAUGGUGUGGAUUAUGGGAUCCGCAUGGACAAAAGCCAUGUGGGAUGGACGCUAUAGUAAAGAUAAGACAAAAUACUUGUUGGAUCGAACUCUCAAAAUACAUAUUUUCUAGAUACAUUUAAAAAACACUUAACUGUACACUUGAAUGAAUCCACUAAGUAACUUAAAUAAGAAAUCUGUCAGAAUUUGUUUUUUAAUCAUUCAGUGGUAUAUAUGGUUCAUAAAUUACUAUAAAAACAAUAUAGCC
Messenger RNA from Heteronotia binoei (common prickly gecko), 5887 nucleotides. It is a transcript of the gene DDX60, whose product is annotated as DExD/H-box helicase 60. The coding region runs from base 234 to 5417 and encodes 1727 amino acids. Gene Ontology annotation, cellular component: cytoplasm. Gene Ontology annotation, biological process: defense response to virus. Gene Ontology annotation, molecular function: single-stranded RNA binding; double-stranded RNA binding; ATP binding. NCBI's taxonomy places the organism in Eukaryota, Metazoa, Chordata, Lepidosauria, Squamata, Gekkonidae. The transcript has 38 exons. The record is from RefSeq and is a predicted model, not a curated record.